Molecule: messenger RNA, 1239 nt
Organism: Onthophagus taurus
Lineage: Eukaryota; Metazoa; Arthropoda; Insecta; Coleoptera; Scarabaeidae
Product: interferon-induced, double-stranded RNA-activated protein kinase-like
Biological process (GO): eiF2alpha phosphorylation in response to endoplasmic reticulum stress
Cellular component (GO): cytoplasm; nucleus
Molecular function (GO): eukaryotic translation initiation factor 2alpha kinase activity; ATP binding
Source: RefSeq, a predicted model, not a curated record
AAAACAAUUUAAAACGUCCAUAAUGUAUCUCUGAGUGCAAAUAAAGUUAAAACGAGAAAAUUAACUUUAUUAAUUGGUUAAGUUCGCUUAUAGUUCGAAUAUUUUUCGUUUUGAGGUUGGCGCUUCACGAUUCGUAUUUGAUUUAAAUUAAAUUCUCCGCAUUCGAGGUAUUCCAACGAUAUUACCAAUCCAAGCUAAAUAACUAUGGAACACGAAUCAUAUUUAGACGUAAUUAAGAAUUAUGGGCAGCCACCACGCCAAUCAACUUUUGCCUCAUAUAUGGAAACCACCUUCAAUGUACUUAGUAAUUUGGGUUCCGGAGGGUUCGGAAGUGUUUUUGAAGUAAAACAUAGGAAUACUGAACGUAGUUAUGCUAUUAAAAGAGUUAAAAUAGAACGAAAUAAAGGCGUGGAUUAUGCUAUCCGUGAAAUGUUGGUGUUAAAAGCGUUGAAUCAUCCGAAUAUUGUUCGAUAUUUUGACUCAUGGCUGGAACGAACACCCUCUGAUUUUUGUUACGAUCAUUAUUAUUACUAUAAUUGUAACAAGUCAUCUUGUAACUUAACGAAAGCUGUGGCAUCCCGUUGUAACUGCUGCCCUGUGAAUCCUCACUCAAAUGACAUGAAAAUUUUCUUUUUUAUUCAAAUGGAGUUGUGUCUAACAGGAAGUUUAAAAGAUUGGCUGUUUUUCACCGCGCCUAAUCGCGUUAAAGCGGAUUCUUUAGACGUUUUUAGACAAAUUGUUGAUGGAGUUGCUUAUAUUCAUUCUAAAAAUUUAAUACACCGAGAUUUAAAACCGUGCAACAUUUUUUUCUCAUUGAAUGGAGUCGUGAAAAUUGGAGAUUUUGGCUUAGUCACUAGUAUGGAUAACCAUGGUAACAACGAAGAGUUAGACAACUCAAUAGAGCAAAGUCACACGCGAGGUGCUGGAACACAGCUCUAUAUGAGCCCAGAAGUAUAUUAUACGAAAACGUACGACAAUAAAGCUGAUAUUUUUGCGUUAGGGAUGAUAUUGUACGAAUUAAUGGUCCCAUAUUCAAACGAAGAGGAUAGAACUAGAGGAUUGAUAGAUUUACGACGAGCAAUAUAUAACGUAGUCUUCGUAUUGAAUGAUAUACACGAGUUUCACUCAGUUGUAAAUAUGAUGUGUAUAAAUCCGGAUGAUCGUCCAACAAUUUUCGAAGUUAGAGAAAUGUUUUCUUAAAAAUUAUUUAUUUGUUUCACUAAGUUUUGAUAAAUUAAA